UACAAAGUCAGUGUCCUAUUUGCCAUGUAGAGGGUGCAGUCACUGUUUAAGGUCCGCUCAAGCUUUGUCAUUGUUGUACUAUGAAGAUCCAGGUUUUGUGUCUGUUUCUGUUGCUGGGUUUUACGUCCACGUCUUCAGAAAACACGGUGUACAAGGUCACCACGAUUCUAGAUAAACCUUUUGUAACUCUAAAGGAUGGAGACCCUUCAGAAUUUGAAGGCCUCAUACCCGAUUUGUUGAAGAGGAUAGAACCAAUUCUUAAUGCGACCUUUAACAUAAAACAUGUAGGAGAUUUCAAGUACGGCUCUCAGGAUAAGUAUGGCAACUGGACUGGUAUGAUAGGAGAACUAAUCAAGGGGAAAGCAGACAUUGCUGCAGCGUCCCUUACCGUGACGGCAGAGAGAGCAACCGUCAUCGACCUCUCGCAUCCCUUCAUGGAAUCAGGAAUUUCCAUUGUCCUUAAGCGACCCGUUGCGAGGGGAUGGCAAGCCAUAACGGGAUAUGUUUCCUUUCUGCAGCCCUUUACAGCCGGGGUUUGGAUCGCCUUGCUCUUCUCCUGUGUAAUUAUUCCAAUUCUAUACGGCCUGAUUAUGCACUUUGAUCCCAUGGAAGAUGAAGCCGAAACUUCUAUUCUGAAGAACAUCGCCAGAGCGGUUCCGGUUGUCUUCUACAGAUUCUGCUUACAAGGAAGUCUUGCGCCAUCCAAAUCUACCUCCAGGUCUUCGAGAGUGAUACUUGCCUUUUGGUCUUUGUUUCUUAUCAUUUUGUACGCCACCUGGGCAUCAGCCUUUGCUGUAUUCAUCAUGGAAGGGAAGAGACAACUUCCGGAGUCUCCCUUCCAUUCAUUUUCUGAGCUUUCGAAACAAUCAUCUGUGAAAUUUGGAACAGUGAAAGGAGGGUCCACUUAUAGAUACUUCACAAAGGCUUUGGAUAAGGUGGAUAGCAAAAUUGGAGAACAUUUUAAAAACAAUCCAGAUCAAAUGGUCGGUAGUACAGCAGAGGGAAUUAAACGAGUUCGAAACAGCAAUGGCGAUUAUGCAUUUAUCAUGGAAGAGAUAGGAGCUAGGCAAUUAGCAGGAAUGUCGCCGUGUGAUCUAAUGCUAAUUCACCAUUCUUUCAUUCGUAAAUCUUUCUCUUUUGGAUGUGCCAAAAACAACAGCAUAUGCAGAGAUCUAGAUAUCGCCAUCAUUAGACUGAAAACUGAUGGUGUGAUACAAGAAUUAACAGAUAAGUGGCUGAAUAAGGACAACGUUUGUGAUACUGAUUUCUAUGACGAUUAUUUGCAGUACAUUAGGUCUUUUGACAACAAGAAAGAGGAGUCGGGGUAUCUUUUUAAGGGCAGUGCUCUGGGUAUGGAUAAAGUCGGAAGUGCGUAUAUUCUACUAGCCAUAGGAAUCAUUCUUUCCGUUUGUUUGUUGGUCUUCGACAUAUGUAUGGAGAGAAGAGUGCAGAAGGCAGUGUCUAGAAGAGGAGGGACUGACAAACAGCCAUUUGAAGCCAUUACAGACGACAUGCAAUAAUUCUUACCAGCCAUAAUAACCCGCGCUACACAGUAACCGCUGAUCACAAAUUACUGAAUUAUAACAAUGAACUGGUGGAGCAAUUGCAUGUAGUAUUAUUUUCAAAAUAAAACCGCCCUGCUUGUGCCAUGUAGUCUAGAUGUAUAAUACAACCAGCAAUUUAAUUUUUUUUUUACAAAGGACUGCAUAAUUGUUAUAAAAGUUUAUAAAUGAGAUUGAAGUACAACUUGCAUUUUAAAGAUAGUAGGUAGGUAGAUUUUCCCAUCUUCUUCGUACUGAAUGAAUUGACACAAUGCCAUUCUACGCAUGCACGAAAUCUUUUUUGCGUAUGCUGUACUUUACCGAAUCUGUUAUUUUAAUUGUAGCAUAAUCCUUUUAUUCACAUGUGGACUUGUUUGCCCCAUUUUAAAGAAACAUUAAAGUAAAGGCACUUAUUUUGCCUUUUGCCAGUCAGGCUAAAGUCAUUUACGGAAGGUCGAAUGUGUAGUAUAUAGAAAAAAGUAUCUAUAAUUGAUGUUUUUGAAUGCCCAAAGAAAGUUGUAAUUACAUACACUGUCAUUUUUUGAAAGAUCUCAAAGCUUUCAAGAUUGUGAAAUUCAUUUAUGUGUAAUCGAUUGAUAUAAAAGAUAUGCAUGUCUUAGUCAAACCGAUAAAUGACACCCUGCAUGCUGUAGUUAGGAUUGUGUGUACAUGAUAAGUUAGUCUUUGAAGGGUUUUGAAUUCAGGUGUAUACUUAACACUCAUCUAAUUUAGAUUAGUCCCCCUCCCCUGCAUUAAUCAUUAACAACAAUUAAAGAAAGAGAAAAAAACUGGAGCAGAUAAAGAUCAAAUUUUGAACAGGUUGCAUUUAAAGGCCUUGACACGGAUUACCAGCUUGUCUGAAGGUCGUCAUGAACAACAAAAAAGUUUUUCUUCAAAAUACCUUCUUUUUAAGAGAAAUCUUCAAAACGCCUUGUUUUCAACAGAAAAAAGAUCCCCAUUAUCGAUUUUUAGAGCACAGCAAGGUUGAUAAUUCUCUUAUUGUUACCUGACCAGCUGCCUUGUUUGUACUAUUUAGUGAUAUCUACCUAUUUCUAAUGCAUGCUGAGUAUCGUUUUAUUAAAAUUUUUGUAUA
Messenger RNA from Saccostrea cuccullata (small rock oyster), 2634 nucleotides. Its product is annotated as glutamate receptor 2-like. Gene Ontology annotation, molecular function: ligand-gated monoatomic ion channel activity; signaling receptor activity. The record is from RefSeq and is a predicted model, not a curated record. Gene Ontology annotation, cellular component: plasma membrane. The transcript has 7 exons. Bases 81 to 1520 code for a protein of 479 amino acids. NCBI's taxonomy places the organism in Eukaryota, Metazoa, Mollusca, Bivalvia, Ostreida, Ostreidae.